AUGUAAAUAGCAAGUCCAUCUUCUAAAGCAAUUUAUGCAAAUUUGGAACUGAAAAAUUCAGAAAGUUAAAAUAUUGAGUUCAUUUGUCAAGAAUUGAAAACAAUUUGUACUGUUUCUUACCAACUUAUUUCUCCCAAAAUCUCAUAGAAACCCAUUAAGAUGAAGAAACUAAUAAAAAAAGUGAAAAAAAAUGGCAUUUCUAAAUAAGGAAAAAGAGAAAAGUAAAAUAAAUAAUCUAUCCAUUGUUUAAUUGAUGCCAAAGAGGAAUUGAAAUACAAAAUAGCCCUUGUUAAUGAUCUUCAAUCAUAAUUACUCUACUUAAAAAUGAUGAUUUCCAAAAUGUGA
Paramecium tetraurelia is the source of this 345-nucleotide messenger RNA. RefSeq lists its product as uncharacterized. Lineage: Eukaryota; Ciliophora; Oligohymenophorea; Peniculida; Parameciidae. The record is from RefSeq and is a predicted model, not a curated record. The transcript has a single exon.